Macadamia integrifolia is the source of this 1042-nucleotide messenger RNA. Its product is annotated as methyltransferase-like protein 7A. The record is from RefSeq and is a predicted model, not a curated record. The transcript has 7 exons. Bases 223 to 948 code for a protein of 241 amino acids. Gene Ontology annotation, molecular function: S-adenosylmethionine-dependent methyltransferase activity. Lineage: Eukaryota; Viridiplantae; Streptophyta; Magnoliopsida; Proteales; Proteaceae.
UUUUUUACCAUUUCUCAUCAGAAUAACACUCGCUACAAUUUUCUUCCCCACACUAUGUAUUUCUCAAUUGUGAGAGGAUGAAGCAAUUUAUUAUUAUUUAAUGUUCCAUAUUUUCUUUUCUUGUACAAAUCAGAACCCCAUUACACCACUUUUGCACUCCUUUAAUUGGUAUUGUAUCAAUGGAUUGAUACAACAAAAGAUUUGUCAGAUUGCGGAAUCACUAUGUCAAUCAAGCUGAUAGACCCUUUGUUGAUUUCUAAUGAAGACUCCCGCAAACAGGCCAUACUGAAGAGGUUUCAUCCCCCAAGGCCAGAAUGGUACGAGAAAUUAUUAGCUCUGUUUUUGGCUAAAGGCAUGAAAGCUUAUGAGGCAGAGGUUGCAGGUUAUAAAGCAGAACUUUUUUCUAGGUUGAGAGGAAGGGUUAAUAAAGUGCUGGAGCUUGGUAUUGGGACUGGUCCCAAUCUCAAAUAUUAUGCUGGCGAUGGUGAUGUCCAUGUUUAUGGUGUAGAUCCAAACCAGAAGAUGGAAAAAUAUGCUCAAGAAGCAGCAGUAGCUGCAGGUCUACCACCAACAAAUUUUAAUUUUAUACAAAUGGUUGGUGAGGCAUUGCCAAUAAGUGAUGCAUCCAUGGAUGCAGUUGUUGGAACUCUUGUAUUAUGUUCUGUUCGAGAUGUUAAUUUGGCACUACAAGAGGUGAAGAGGGUGCUGAAACCAGGUGGUCUCUACAUUUUUAUGGAGCAUGUGGCUGCACAAGAUCGAACAGCUCUGAAAUUUCUCCAGAAUAUUUUGGAUCCUUUGCAGCAGAUAGUUUUUGAUGGGUGUCAUCUAACCAGGCAAACAAGAAAGCACAUUUCUGAAGCUGGGUUUUCAGAUGUUAACAUUAAAAUGGCCUCUGUGCCGACUUUCUUUCAUAUAAGGCCCCACAUAUAUGGGACAGCACGUAAAUAGAAGCCAAAGAGUGCUAUAAAUGUUCAUUUGUUACUAAGUUAUACACUAUACAGAACCUCAUUUGACAUGUGGAAGGGAACAAAAUUCUCUGGUC